CAACCGACUGAUGUCUCGUCGACCAGCUACGGCUCGUAGUUUCACCGCUCCACAAAGCGGGAGAGAGAGAACCGUUUCCAUCCACAUCCUUUAGUUGUUAGGUGUUCAAAUUGUGUAGCACAAUUUAGAUCCGGUAGUCUUCCUUGUACGGUAUGUCUUCCCCGUUUAGGUAUCCUUAUGUUGAAACCGUUAGUAAUCGUCCUUGGUACCAUUCUCAGCUCGGCUGUCCUCUUUCUGUAUUUUAUUUAGACUUUAAGUGUAUACAACUUUCUUACUAGUAGUUAGAUUAAGCGCUAUAAAUGUAUUGUACCUACACUUCAUAUUUUGGUUUACACACGUGUUCGGAGUAUCCUGUUUUCACCUAUGCCAGCAUUUCAUCUUCGUUGAGUACUAUAAAAUGGGCAAAUAAUUUUGAUGCAAGAUAUAUGAAUCCAGAAUUGAAAAGAAAUGAUUUUCCAUGAAUGGCUCUGAAUAUGUGCAAAAAACAAACAACUUUUCAACAAUGAAGUCGACCGGAUUGUGUACGUUUUACUUUUGGAAAUAUGGACUGUUUUGGUAACAAAAAUAAUCUAUUCAAUGAGCAUAGGAAUUUUUCUUAAGGUUCACACCAGUAGAAGAAGCUCCCGUUGAGGAUGACUACAAUAACUCUAAGAAAUAUGGGCUGUUUUGGUAGCAAAGACAAACUAUCCAAAGAGGAUAUGGAUUUUCUGAAAUCGCACACCAGAUACGACGAAGCCACCAUCAAAGAAUGGUACAAAGGAUUCAAACAAGAUUGUCCAAACGGUCGUCUGACGCCGGCUAAGUUCGUGGAUAUGUACAAAAUGUUUUUCCCGAGUGGUAACGCCGAAGAAUUUUGUGACCACGUCUUCCGGACAUUUGACAUGGACAAAAACGGAUACAUAGACUUCAAGGAAUUCCUAUUAGCCAUUGACGUGACGUCUUCGGGAACGCCGGAAGAGAAAUUAAAAUGGGCGUUCAGAAUGUACGACGUGGACGGCAACGGCGUUAUUGAUAUUCAAGAAAUGACCAAAAUCGUUCAGGCCAUCUACGACAUGUUGGGUGCAUGUUCGUCCAACCGUCCGGCCGACUCGGCGGAAGACCGAGCCAAAAACAUAUUCGCCAAAAUGGACGAGAACAACGACGGGCAGCUCACCCAAGACGAAUUCCUCAAAGGCUGUCUGCAAGACGAAGAGCUGUCCAAAAUGCUCGCGCCAUAACCUCUGCCCCGGCUGGCGUGAUAGCCCUUCCCCCCCACCAAAAAAAAAAAAAAAAGAAACGACAACGAAAAACGAAAAAAAAACUCCAUAUUUUGUCACGUCGUUUUAAAAAUCUUUUCUCUCGCCCUUUUCCCACCUUUUAGGGUACGCCUUUGUCGGUGCCAAAAAAAAAAAAAUAAUAAUAA
Adelges cooleyi (spruce gall adelgid) is the source of this 1402-nucleotide messenger RNA. RefSeq names its product neuronal calcium sensor 2. Gene Ontology annotation, molecular function: calcium ion binding. The coding region runs from base 633 to 1217 and encodes 194 amino acids. The transcript is spliced from 8 exons. NCBI's taxonomy places the organism in Eukaryota, Metazoa, Arthropoda, Insecta, Hemiptera, Adelgidae. The record is from RefSeq and is a predicted model, not a curated record.